Brenthis ino (lesser marbled fritillary) is the source of this 690-nucleotide messenger RNA. The record is from the annotation of a GenBank genome assembly. NCBI's taxonomy places the organism in Eukaryota, Metazoa, Arthropoda, Insecta, Lepidoptera, Nymphalidae.
AUGGAUUCGCAACACAAAAGCAAUUGGAAGUGCCCAGAAUGUUUAAAUAAACAACCCAAAAUGGGAAACAUUCAUACACCUGUAAGGUCCGCUGUAGUUAGUGGCGAAAACAAAAUUUGUACUGAUACCUCCGAAGUGUCAUACGUAACAACACGCAAGAAACCAAGUAAGUCGCCGCCUCAUAUCACUUCAAAAUGUAAGGACAAUGAUUUCGAUUUAACGGAAAGCAAAUUGCGUGACAUCAUUCAACAAGAGUUAGCUUCUACAAUACAAAAAUUAGUUUCUAGCCAGCUCAAUACCAUUAAUAAUCAGAUAUCUGGUUUUUGUGAGUCAAUAAAUUUUAUUAAUGCACAAUAUGAAGAAAUGAAAUCCAAACUGGAAGAAAAGUCGAAUAUGGUGGAUCAAUUAAGAAAAGAGAACGAUCAACUUAAGACUUCUAUUAAAGAUUUUGCAUCGAGAUUAAAUAAUGUUGAAGUACAUAUGAGAGAAAGCAACAUUGAGAUCAAUGGCAUACCAGAAAAUAGAAGUGAAAAUUUAGCCAAUACAGUAGUGCAACUAAGUCAGAUUAUUAAUUGUCCAAUGACGACAGACGAGAUACUUCAUGCAAAUAGAGUAGCCUUAACAGGAAUGCGGAAAAACCACGCUCUGUCAUUGUUAAGCUACGUAGCUCUAGGCAUCGUGAUGCCGUCC